Molecule: messenger RNA, 2055 nt
Organism: Fusarium graminearum PH-1
Lineage: Eukaryota; Fungi; Ascomycota; Sordariomycetes; Hypocreales; Nectriaceae
Exons: 11
Coding region: 1-2055 (684 amino acids)
Source: RefSeq, a predicted model, not a curated record
AUGACUGUCCAGAUUCCUGGCACCAUCAUCGAUACGACCGAACCCGGUCCUUACGUCUGGAACUCCAAAGAGGAGUCCGAUACGCCACAUCGCAUCAAAGUCAAUGAGUCACGACUCGUAGACAACAUGGUUCCCUUGAGCAAAGUCAUGAUGGGCAUCACUGGAAAGAGCGUGGCUAGAAGCUAUGCUGCAGCUCUGGACAUGUUGAUUCCUGAAGAUGCUCCGAUUGAAACAGAUAAAUCCACAGCUACCAAGACUGCAGCUGCCGAUCGUUACGUUGCAGCAAUGAGAUACCUGACUUCAACAGCGCCUAACUCCAGCAAGUCUGUAAUUGACGUCUACGUUGAGAAGCAGCAAGCCUACUCCGAGGCGAUGAACAAGUGGGAAGCGGCAAAGACCAAGGCCCGAUCUGACGCAAAGGAACGGUUCCCGGGUAAUGUCAAGGAGCAGCAGAGGUUCUAUGAUGACUGGAACCAGGAGAGCUUCCGCAACUUCAAGAACAAUGCUCAGGCCAAGUAUAUGGACUGGAUUGUCAACGGUAGCAAGUACAAGGUCGACUACUACUUUGGCAUUGUUGAUGUCUCAUCCGCAAUGAAGAGGGUAGAAUCGAGCAAGGAAGCUGCUCGCAACCUUGUCGUGAUCGAUCCUGACGGUUCAACGGAAUGGCAGGAAGUACAUCUUACCCCGCUUAACUGGGCAUCUCUGUGCAAGGAGAAAGUUGAUCAAUGGGGAGAGCAGAACAACAAGUUGAGCCGCAAGGACUUUGAGUCUGAGAUCAAGCGUCUGAACCGUCUACUGCUGUCUUAUACUGGCCUCAAGAACUCGAUUGACCCAGAUGGCUCGACUGGGAGGGCUAUCGAGGCAGCUAAAGCCAAGGCAGCCACCAAUGGAACGACCGGAGAUAACCCUGGCGAAAACAACCAAACUGUUACCGAGACUCCCACAACGGUCACACAGCGCGUCGUCGAUCCAGAAGGGAAGUUGGCUACGGCCUAUAAGGAUCUUUAUGACGAACAGAACAAUACACCACCUGACCGAAAGAAAAUUCAAGAGAAGCAAAAUGCUCUGCAAGCGGCCCUUGACGCGAAUGGCAAGGCCAACAUGGAAAACAACAAGCAAAUUGCCUCUGAUCUUUCCAAAGGAAGCAAGAAGGAAAAACUUCUUUGGAUCAACAGUAUGAUCGCCGAUGUUGAGAGCCAGGUCAAGUUGCUCGAGAAAGGGCUCGAGGACUUUUUCAAGGCUAGCACCUCGUCCCCUGCUAUCAUAGAUGUCAUCAAGAGAGACGUCAAGGACCCUGGACAAGAGGAAAAGGGAGAACUUGUAUCGACUCAAUAUGCGGAAGCUGACGGACAGCAUGUCGAUGAUGGGACUAUUAUGUAUAGUUUUCUAACCUUGCUACAGAUCACUCUGAGCGUCUCAUCAUCGUCUCAGUCAAGCUCCACCGAGACAUUUUCCUCUUCUACGUCAGCCAGUGCUAGCGCAUCUGGAUGGUGGUGGAGUGCUUCAGCUAGCGUUAACCACUCGGAGGCAUCUAUGAAAGCGUCUCAGGCAACUUCCAACUGCGCCGUGGAUAUCAAAUUCGAGGCUCUCUUAGUUACCAUUGACCGAGCCUGGCUGCAUGGCGAGUUGUUCUCCGAUCCCGAGCUCAACACUGGUGACGACGUGAAGCUUUCGCCUGGCGCUCUUGACCUUCACAAGCUGAUUGAUCAGAAGAACGACAAGGCAUUGGCCAACUAUCCCUACUUCCCAUCAUACCCUACCGCGUUCAUUGUAGCAUCCAAUGUGGAGCUCGAAUUCCGUGGUGACACGUCGUCGCUCGAAGAGGCAGUCGAGUCUUCUCACACUGAUGCCCAGGUCAAGGUCGGGUAUGGACCUUUUAGUCUGAGUGGUAGUCAUAGUCAGGAUAAGUCGAGUGCCAAGACGAAGAUGGAGACUACAGCGACUGGCACAAGGAUUACUUUGGAGGCUCCAGCCAUUAUCGGUUGGGUCAGUCAGCUUGUACCCCAGCUGCCACGUCCCAAGGGAGGGAGUUCGUUGCUUGGCCCUAUGUUCUAA